Vanessa atalanta (red admiral) is the source of this 1213-nucleotide messenger RNA. RefSeq names its product nucleoporin Nup43 (gene Nup43). The record is from RefSeq and is a predicted model, not a curated record. The coding region runs from base 71 to 1096 and encodes 341 amino acids. Gene Ontology annotation, cellular component: nuclear pore outer ring. The transcript has 3 exons. NCBI's taxonomy places the organism in Eukaryota, Metazoa, Arthropoda, Insecta, Lepidoptera, Nymphalidae. Gene Ontology annotation, molecular function: protein binding.
UUCCGCUAACCUAAACUUAACAUAUAAACGGAUUUUGUAUUUAAUAAUAUCAUUGUAAUACUUCCUUACAAUGCCGUUAGAUGUGCAGGGUACUUUCGUCUCACAAAAAAUAAAUAAAAUAAGAUGGAUCCCCGAAGAUUAUGUUGAAACUAAACAUUUUUUUACCGGAAGUUGGGAUGAUGAAGAAAAUUCUAUAAAAGUUUGGAGUUUUGAGUCUCUUAAUGAAGAUGAAGACGUUGAAUAUCCAAGACAAUUAUCUGAAUACAAGGUUGACGGGGAUGUUACUAAUAUAAAGUUUCUAGACAAGAACUCAAUUGCUGUUUCUAUUUCGAGCGGAGACGUUCGCAUAUUAGAAGUUAGCGCCUAUGAUAGACAGACUCCUUUAAGAGAAGUUCAUACUUGGCAAAAAUUACACAAUUUUAGCUCAGAGAAAUGUUCAUGUACAACAUUGGAUACCUUAGAAGGAGACAUAGCGAGCAUAGGCGAAGAUGGAAAUAUAAAUAUUUUAAAUAGUAGAAGAGGAGACAUAACACGAAGUAUUAAAGGAGCGGAUAGCUGCUCCUUGCAUGCAGUUUGUUUUAUUAAACUAAAUGAGGUAAUAACAGGUAACAUCCGAGGACACAUGAAAAUAUGGGAUUUAAGGUCAACAAAUGACAAACCUGUGGCAGCAUUUUUGCUAGCUGGAGAUGAGCUGGCAGCAACAUGUAUAACUCGUCAUCCUACUCAACCUCACAUUAUAUUAGCCGGCAGUGAGUCAGGAGCCCUUGCUAUGUGGGACCUUCGUAUGAACCAAUUCCCUACAUCUUUACUAAACGCUCAUGCGGCAGGUGUUACAGAAAUGCAAUUCCACCCUGAAAAUCCUAAUAAGCUGCUCACAAGCUCUGUUUCUGGAGAAAUAUGGGAUUGGAAUAUGGAAACAUUGACAAAAAAAGGUUUAGAUGAAUAUGUUCCAUUAGAUGAUAAAACUGCGUUAAAUGUUAAUUCACUAAUGCCAACUCUACAUAAGGCAAUCAAUUCUCUGCACUGCGACAGAGGAAGGAUACUCUGUGGUGCUGAUAAUGAAGCUAUCUACUUAAUUAAAAACUUCAAAUAUUGAAUUAUAUAUUUUUUUGUUUUUUGUGCAUUCCAAACAAGUAAGGCAUUUUUUCAACAAGAAUUCAGAAUCUUUUAAUGUUUUAUGUUUAAACAGAUUUAGCUAAUAAACCAAUUAACU